UCUGCUCUCCAUCCGCGCAUCUCUCUGUCUCUUGCCGCUGCGCUCUCACCUUCCUUCGUCCCCCGUUUACACUCUGUUGGAAUAAUCUUCUGUCAGUUCUCCGGAUUGUACGAUGAAAACCAGAUCUCUCAUCAUUUUCCACACCUGCUACUUUCUGUGUUUUCUUCUGUCGGGGAUUUGUGGCUCUGAGGCCGAGCACAGGCUGUUCUCAGUCAUCUUCUCCAGUUAUAACCAGUACAUCAGACCAGUGGAGAACGUGUCUGACCCUGUCAUCGUCCAGUUUGAAGUGUCCAUGUCACAGCUCGUCAAAGUGGAUGAGGUGAACCAGAUUAUGGAGACCAAUCUUUGGCUGCGACAUAUUUGGAAUGAUUAUAAGCUCAGAUGGGAUCCCAAGGAUUUUGGAGGUGUUGAGUUUAUCCGUGUGCCCUCCAACAAGAUUUGGAAGCCAGACAUUGUGUUGUACAACAAUGCAGUCGGAGAUUUUCAGGUGGACGACAAAACAAAAGCUCUUCUACGCUACAAUGGAGACGUAACCUGGAUCCCACCGGCCAUCUUCAAGAGCUCCUGCAAGAUCGAUGUCACAUACUUCCCUUUCGACUACCAGAACUGCACCAUGAAGUUUGGCUCCUGGACCUACGACAAAGCCAAAAUCGACCUGGUGCUGAUCGGCUCCACCAUCAAUCUGAAGGAUUUCUGGGAAAGCGGCGAGUGGACGAUUAUCGACGCUCCCGGAUACAAGCACGACAUCAAGUACAACUGCUGCGAGGAGAUCUACACGGACAUCACAUACUCACUCUACAUUCGCCGCCUGCCUCUCUUCUACACCAUCAACAUGAUCAUUCCCUGUCUGCUCAUCUCCUUCCUAACUGUUCUGGUGUUCUACCUCCCGUCCGACUGUGGUGAGAAGGUGACGUUGUGUAUUUCUGUUCUCCUCUCCCUCACAGUGUUCCUUCUGGUCAUCACCGAAACCAUCCCGUCAACGUCUCUCGUCAUUCCUUUGAUCGGAGAAUACCUUCUUUUCACCAUGAUAUUUGUCACUCUGUCCAUUGUGAUCACAGUCUUCGUGCUCAAUGUGCAUUACCGCACACCUAAGACACACACCAUGCCCGUUUGGGUGCGGCACAUCUUCCUCAGUUUGCUCCCUCGGGUCAUGUUUAUGACUCGGCCUGAGAAAGACCUUGAGAGAAAGACAGGAGGCCCUGCGAGAUCUUGCGCUCUUCACACUCCAGGUCUGGUUUCCACCCAACAGACAAAUCUGUCACGCCGGCCUCAUCUGCUCCUGUGCACCACUGAGCUCAACAACCUGAGCGAGGCAUCCAAGACAGCACCCGGCUUUCUGUGUCAAGAGGGCAGAUGUACGUGCUGCUGGAAGCAACACGGCACCAACAUCUCCAACGAAGGAGCAGAAGAUGGAGGAGGAGGAGGGAGUCCAUGCUCUAGCUCUGAGUCUUUGGAUGCAGGCUUUCUGUGCAUGUCAGCUCUCUCUCCACAAGUCAGAGAUGCCAUAGAGAGCGUGAAGUACAUUGCUGAAAACAUGAGGUUACAAAAUGAGGCCAAGGAGGUCCAGGAUGACUGGAAGUAUGUAGCCAUGGUGAUUGACAGGAUCUUCCUGUGGGUGUUUGUCCUUGUGUGCAUUCUGGGUACGGCUGGACUCUUCCUGCAGCCACUUCUGAUGGGCGAGGACAUGUGAUGCCUUUACAUGCACUUUAUAUCUGAACAUUUUAAUAGUCUGAAUCUAAUUUUCAGCAAUCCUAGAUUAGCAUUUUUAUCUGUUUAUAUUGUGUUUAGUUUAGAGGUCAGCUUACAGGUUGGUUGACUUCGGGACCUUUAAGAGAUCAAAUGGAAUCGAAUUUCAAGUACCCACCCAACGGCUUACUGUUCUCCUUUGUCAAUUCCUAUUUCCAUCAAAGUCAUGCAACCUAGUUACAUUAUAUAAGUCAAAAAAUAUUUGGCCAAUGACUGGACAGAAUUUUUGGCAUGUAGAUGGAGUAUAGUAGGCUUGUGCUACUAUCUUAAAGGAAUAGUUCACUCAAAAAAAAAAAAAAAGAA
Molecule: messenger RNA, 2049 nt
Organism: Labeo rohita (rohu)
Lineage: Eukaryota; Metazoa; Chordata; Actinopteri; Cypriniformes; Cyprinidae
Gene: chrna3
Product: cholinergic receptor, nicotinic, alpha 3
Exons: 6
Coding region: 113-1690 (525 amino acids)
Biological process (GO): regulation of membrane potential; nervous system process; signal transduction
Cellular component (GO): neuron projection; synapse; postsynaptic membrane
Molecular function (GO): acetylcholine-gated monoatomic cation-selective channel activity; transmembrane signaling receptor activity
Source: RefSeq, a predicted model, not a curated record